Messenger RNA from Anthostomella pinea, 882 nucleotides. Lineage: Eukaryota; Fungi; Ascomycota; Sordariomycetes; Xylariales; Xylariaceae. The record is from the annotation of a GenBank genome assembly.
AUGCCCGUCGAGCCAACUGUGAAGGUCGAGGGCCUGCAAACCCGAGGCUUCGACGGGAUAAAAGCAGGCAACAGCUGUGUUACAGGCUUCGUCGUCGACUUAAGAAGGUCAGUCGUCGACUCGGAAAAAGGCGACAUACUUACGCCUUAUCAUGGAGUAGGGUCUGUUGCGGGCUGCUCAUUUGCAAACUUUCACGGCAACACUCGCCAGAAGUUGAAUCUGAAACUGGGUGACCCCUCCGCCAACUUUACUAUAUGGUCCUUCGAACAGACAAAGGUGGGCGUGACCUCACUGCGCCUUUGUCCCGAUAAUGCCAAAGCGAAUCUCGAGAUUCGCGUUGUCGGCUAUUACGCUGAUAAGAAACCUAACAUCUUCCAGGGCAUUAUAAGCUACGAGCUGGGUCCACCUAAGCAUCAUCACUCCUUUUACGGUUUUAACGUUCCGCACUGGAACGUUACCUACACGGAUAUCCCGCCGUCCACGCGUGGUGGUAGCCCCGGUUCUCCUGUGGUUGACGAAAUGGGAAACGCCGUCGGAAUGCUUGUGGCUGUGGGACCUUACGCCUGGGCAACUGGUUCUAUAAGUCUGGAAGCUCCUCUCCGCGCCUUUCGCUGCCUCCAAGAAGGCAAGCAAUUUCGUCGGGGAGACGUCCAAUGCCGUUUUGGUCAUACCAUACAGAAAGGGACUGACUUAGUCCGGGUCGACAAGGUCCUGCCCAUGGGUGUCUCUGAUGGCAAGCUGGAAGUGGGGGACUACUUGACCCAUGUCGAUGCGGAAAUCGUCACGUCUCUUGACGUCGAUCAAUACUUCGACGGCAAGAUCGAUAAGGAUGUCGAAUUGGUCCUUCUUAGGAAUGAACGCGAAGUCCGUGUUACGAUCUAG